AUCUAACCCUAUUCAAAGAUUGCUUUGAUUGUCUAUAUUGCAAUCAUUAUCGCUUGUAAUCAAUAGGAGUAUCAGAUAUGAAGCUAUUCAUAGUGCUGGCUUGUCUCACAGUAGCGUGGGCUGUACCAUUCACUAAGGAGAAUCAGAAUGUCCAAGAAUUAGAAGUAAUUCCUGAUGAUGAUUCAAUUGAUUCCUCUGAUGUGGAAUCUGCGGCAUAUUUGCCUCAAAUUAUAGAAGUUGGAAAUGUUCUUAUGGAAUAUGAAAGGGCUAAUGCUAAGUCUAUUGAAGAUACUCAAAAUGUACCAGAAAUUGAACCACUUAACGGACCAGAGGUGAAUGCAAAUUUUCUUGAAGAUGAUAGUGCUGAUGAACUACCCGAUGUAGCAAAUUUGAUGCCAUUAAAUGAGAAUGAUCAGGACGCGAUUCAAAUUGCUGCGCCAUUUGAUAACGAUGUAGACGAAAAAUCUGGUUUUGAUGAAAUUCAAAUAGUUAAUUUGGAUGAUUUUCGCGGAAUAAUGGAUAUAGCGCCAUCGGAACUUGAUUCAUUGAGAGUCUAUUUUGAUGAUGACAUGGCUGCCGAACUCGCUGACGGUAAAGAGGCACCGGAAAUAGUAAGACUUAACUAUGAUGACCCAAAUUUACGUUAAGACUUAUUUUGUAAUUGUUUUUUUGAACUUUUUAAUAAACAUAUAUUUGUGAAA
Molecule: messenger RNA, 701 nt
Organism: Pieris brassicae (large cabbage white)
Lineage: Eukaryota; Metazoa; Arthropoda; Insecta; Lepidoptera; Pieridae
Exons: 2
Coding region: 78-647 (189 amino acids)
Source: RefSeq, a predicted model, not a curated record